This is a messenger RNA of Hypomesus transpacificus, 534 nucleotides long. It is a transcript of the gene rpl27a, whose product is annotated as ribosomal protein L27a. Lineage: Eukaryota; Metazoa; Chordata; Actinopteri; Osmeriformes; Osmeridae. The transcript has 5 exons. The record is from RefSeq and is a predicted model, not a curated record. Gene Ontology annotation, molecular function: structural constituent of ribosome. Gene Ontology annotation, cellular component: ribosome; cytosolic large ribosomal subunit. The coding region runs from base 43 to 489 and encodes 148 amino acids. Gene Ontology annotation, biological process: translation.
UGAGACUUCCUUUUCCCUUUCCUCUUUCAACUAGCCUCCAAGAUGCCAACCAAGAAGACGAAGACUAGGAAGCUCCGAGGGCAUGUGAGCCAUGGACACGGUCGUAUUGGCAAGCACAGGAAGCAUCCUGGAGGUCGUGGUAAUGCUGGUGGUAUGCAUCACCACAGAAUCAACUUUGACAAAUACCACCCUGGGUACUUUGGAAAGGUUGGCAUGAGACACUAUCAUCUGAAAAAGAACACAGUUCACUGCCCCACUAUCAACCUGGACAAGCUGUGGACACUGGUGAGCGAGCAGACCAGACUCAACUAUGGCAAGAAGCCCGAGGGACCUGCCCCCAUCAUAGAUGCUGUCCGUGCUGGCUACUUCAAAGUCCUGGGAAAGGGCAAGCUGCCCAAGCAGCCCGUGAUCGUUAAAGCAAAGUUCUUCAGCCGACGGGCAGAGGAGAAGAUUAAGGCAGUGGGAGGGGCCUGUGUGCUGAUGGCAUAAGCUCCUGCUAAUGUUUUUUGCAUAAAUAAAAAUGUAUGAAUGGGA